CUGUCUUCUGAACAAAAUGGCAGUGCUGGACUUUGACUGGCUUUGGGAUGCGCUGCCUGGCUCGUUCCAGACGCCGAUCGCGCAAAACUUGCUCGCUGUUCUCGGCCUGCUCGUCCUCGCGCGCGCCGCACUGCUCCCGGUGCUCCGUGCGCUCCGUGGCAUCUUUUCGUUCUUCCUGCGUCCUGGCAAGAACCUCAAGCGACUGGGCGAAUGGGCAGUCGUUACGGGCGCUACAGACGGCAUUGGCGAGGCAUACGCGCACGAGCUCGCUCGCAAGGGUCUCAACAUUGUCCUGAUCUCGCGCACCCAGGCAAAGCUCGACAAGACCGCCGGCGAGAUUGCGGCAAAGCACAAGGUCAACACUCAGACGAUCGCGUUCGACUUUAGCCAGCUCAACGCCUCCACCGCUGGCCCUCUUCGUGCCCGUCUUGCCAAUCUCGACGUUGGCGUCCUCGUCAACAACGUUGGCGUCAGCUACGACCACCCCGCGUUCUUUACCGAGUUGAGCGAGGCCAAGCUGCUCGAUCUGAUUCAGCUCAACAUUACUUCGACCACUCUCAUCACGCAAAUGAUUCUUCCCGGCAUGGUUGAGCGCAAGCGUGGUGCCAUCGUCAACGUUUCGUCGUACUCGGGCAUGCGCCCAACGCCACUCUUGACCGUGUACUCUGCUGCCAAGGGCUACGUUGAUUACUUUUCGCGGGCUCUCGAGCUCGAGUACUCGAGCAAGGGCAUUUCCAUCCAGUCCGUCACCCCGCUUCUGGUUGUGUCCAAGUUGAGCAAGGUUCGCGCCGCUCUCACCAUCCCAACGCCCACCGCCUUUGCUCGUCAAGCCGUUGCCACCAUUGGCCACGACUCUCGCACCCUUGGCUACUGGGCGCAUGCUCUGCAGAGCUGGGCCAUCUCCCUGCUGCCCGAAGACAUGAGUGACAAACUGCUCAUGAACCACCACCUCAGCAUCCGCUCUCGCGCACUGAAGCGGGCCAACGCCAAGAAGGGCGAGUAAAGCCUCGAUGUUUCGAGAAAGCAGCUGUUGGGGGGGGAGGCGCGCGACUGACUUGUUCUUCGGUUGAGUUUGUCGGUUUGGCGCAUGCAAUUCGUCUUGCGUCGUUCCACGUUGCUUUCCCUGUUAUGGCUCCUAUCCAAUCUAGCAACUAUUCAUUCUGA
Molecule: messenger RNA, 1164 nt
Organism: Capsaspora owczarzaki ATCC 30864
Lineage: Eukaryota; Filasterea; Ministeriida; Capsasporidae
Product: short-chain dehydrogenase/reductase
Exons: 4
Coding region: 17-1003 (328 amino acids)
Cellular component (GO): endoplasmic reticulum
Molecular function (GO): oxidoreductase activity
Source: RefSeq, a predicted model, not a curated record